This is a messenger RNA of Otolemur garnettii (small-eared galago), 276 nucleotides long. It is a transcript of the gene SMIM9, whose product is annotated as small integral membrane protein 9. Lineage: Eukaryota; Metazoa; Chordata; Mammalia; Primates; Galagidae. The record is from RefSeq and is a predicted model, not a curated record. The transcript is spliced from 2 exons. Bases 1 to 276 code for a protein of 91 amino acids.
AUGGAACCCCACAAGUUGCUGUGCAUUGCAUUUCUGCUGUGUUGUCUGAGUUACCUCUUCUUAGAGACGGUGGCUUCCUCACCUUCACCUUUAUCUGUUCUUGGAAUACAAGAAAAAGCAGGAUCAAAAUCACGUUCAAGGGGCAACUACUGGGCAUGGCUGAAAGACUUCAAGGAUUACUUGUGGGAUCUCAUGAAGAGCACUCUACCUCCAGCAGCCAUUUUCGCUUUUCUUAUCACCACAGCACUAAUGGGCACUCUCUGUUGCCUCACGUAA